Messenger RNA from Balaenoptera musculus (blue whale), 1531 nucleotides. It is a transcript of the gene CARD19, whose product is annotated as caspase recruitment domain family member 19. Gene Ontology annotation, cellular component: mitochondrion. Bases 504 to 1385 code for a protein of 293 amino acids. Lineage: Eukaryota; Metazoa; Chordata; Mammalia; Artiodactyla; Balaenopteridae. The record is from RefSeq and is a predicted model, not a curated record. The transcript has 4 exons.
UAAGGCUUCUAGAGGCCCAGUAACUGAUGAGGACCGGGCUCAGCAAGGGGCGGGGCUCAAGGGCUGUGGCAGCGACAGAGCUAACGUCCGUGAGGGUGGGGCUCAAUGCGGGCGGGGUUUAGAGCUCUCGCGGUGACAGAGCCGAUGCCCCGCGCGGGCCCAGUGAGGGGAGGGGCUAAGGGCUCGGCAGCUUUCGUAGCCCACGCGUUCGGAAGCGGGGCUCGAGUGAGGGAUGGGGAUUUAGAGCCCUCGAGGCUACGCAGCGGACGCUACAGACUGGGCCUAUCGGGAAGGGGCGGGCUCAGUGAGGGCGGGGUUAGGGCUUAGCCGCGACGAUGCCGGGGGCGGGGCUCACAGGGAAAGAGCGGGCGACCGUCACAGGGGUCGACGGGCAGCGCACGGCCAGCCAGGGGGUUGACGGCGGCAGGGGGACUGGCCGGGCCAGCUGGGUGCACGGCGUGCCGGCGCCAUGACAGACCUACUGUGACCGCCUGGUCCAGGACAUGCCUUUCCUCACAGGCCUUGGGCGCCUGAGUGAGCAGCAGGUGGACAGGAUUAUCCUCCAGCUGAACCGCUACUACCCCCAGAUCCUCAGCAACAAGGAUGCGGAAAAGUUCCGGAACCCCAAGGUAUCUCUGCGAGUACGUCUCUGCGACCUCUUGGGCCACCUGCAGCGGAGCGGUGAGCGGGACUGCCAGGAGUUCUACCGGGCUCUGUACAUCCACGCCCAGCCCCUGCACAGCUGCCUGCCCAGCCGGCACACCCUGCAGAACUCAGAUUGCACAGAGCUAGACUCGGGCACCGCAGGCCGUGAGCUCAGUGACAGGGGUAACCGCCUCCCAUGUCCCUUCUCUCUGUUCCCCCACCCAGGGCUCCAUCUCUGCCUCGGGGGCUUCUCCAUUCCAAGUCGGGUUCUGUUUCUGGCUUCCUGUUGGACAGACCCCCUCAGGGUGCUUACUGGGGACGUCCCUGCCCAGCUGACCACAGCACAGGGUGUGAGCCUGUCCCUCGAGGCCUCUGGACCCCUCCCCGCCCUCCUGGGCUUGGGGAGCUGCUCACGUGCAUUUCUCCCCAGGACCCGUGGCCUUCCUGACCUGUCUCGGCCUGGCCGCAGGGCUGGCACUCCUCGUCUACUGCUGCCCCCCAGGUGGGUGCUGCCUGGCCAAGCCUCAGCCCAGUCCUCUCCAGACCAUGGGGCAGAGCCCUGCCGGAUGGACGGAGGCCUACACCUGAGGCCCCCUACUUGUGGCCCAGCGUGGCAGCCCUGCGGUUCCUUUCCUGCCAUGCUGACCUUGUCAAGGUCCUGUGUGGGGAGCCAGUGGCAAGCAGGCCCACUCGGCAUGGGGACCCCACAUCACUCAGGUGUGGGGCUAGCGAUGCCAUGAGGCUGAGAGAAGGCGCCUUCUCGAUGGGUUCUGAGACCCCCUUGUCUUCCAGACCCCAAGGUGCUGCCAGGGGCCCGGCGUGUCCUGGGCUUCUCCCCUGUCAUCGUCGACAGGCACGUCAGCCGCUUCCUGCUGACCUUCCUCAC